GAAGACAGGUCUCCCAGCUGUGGAUAACGUACGCAGCCUUAUAAACGCCAACACUUCCGUGUUUUCCAGGUUCCACAGCGACUGCCUUUAUUUACCCAGCUCAGAAAGCGUUAGAGUGACAAGAUGAGUAGUGAAAAAUACCCCAGGUCCUCUAUUGAAGACGACUUUAACUAUGGCACAAAUGUCGCUACAGCCAGUAUCCAGAUCCGUAUGGACUUCCUGCGGAAGGUGUACAGCCUCCUGAGCUUGCAGAUCAUCCUGACCACCGCCACCUCUGCCCUCUUCAUGUUCUCUACAACUAUCAAGGAGUUUGUCCAUGCCAGUCCUGCUGUGGUUUUGGUUUCGGCUCUGGGCUCUCUGGUUCUUCUGCUGGCCCUGGCUGUGUACAGACACCAACAUCCAGUCAACCUCUACCUGCUGCUCAUAUUUACUCUGCUGGAGGCAGUUUCUGUGGCCACAGCUUUGACCUUCUAUGAAUACUCCACUGUACUGCAAGCCUUGUUCCUGACCUGUGCCGUGUUUGCUGGACUUACAGCCUACACCUUCCAGUCCAAGAGAGACUUCAGCAAAAUGGGAGCAGGGCUGUUCGCCUGCCUGUGGAUCCUCAUCAUUGCAAGCUUCAUGAGGUUCUUCUUCCACAGUGACAGCACAGAGCUGAUCAUGUCUGGAGCUGGGGCUCUGAUCUUCUGCGGUUUCAUCAUCUACGACACCCACCUGCUGAUGAAGCAGCUCUCCCCCGAGGAGCACAUUUUAGCCUCCAUCAACCUCUACCUGGACAUCGUCAACCUCUUCCUGCACAUCCUGCGUCUCCUUGACUCGAUGAAGAAGCACUGAAGGCUGCAGUACCACUUCAGACUGCUUCACUCGGCUAUUAUCUAUUGUUGUUAACCCUAACAGCCUCACUGGAACCCCUCAGAUAUGACUGUCAUUACCCUGCAUUCACGCAAGUGUUACCAUCCUGACGUUCACAAACAUGAGAUUUUAGAGGGGACUCUUUAUUCUGUGCUUGGGGAACUCUCUUUACAGGCAGCUGCACUAAGUGCUUCUGUUUACUUUACCCAUACUUUUUGUAGCUGAUUGCACUUUUGUAUUAAAUGAAGUCAAUCUAUAAGUUUUGAUUAUUCUGAAAUGAAAAUGUACUCAUUAUAAUUAGGUGACAGCCAGUCAGUUAAGGGGACACUACAUGAUUUGAUAUAGAGCACACUAGCAUCCCUAACCGGCCCAAUUGCAGCUCUCCUUGUUUUUGACCCCAGAUAGACACUUUGUGAUGUGAGGCACUAGUGGAUGCUGUAACAAUUGUAGUGUGUGCAUUUUUCUUCCCAACAGUAUCUCUCAGUGGUGAUUCAGAUCUAUCAUUCCACUCAUUUAUUCUGUUAUUUAUUGUUUAUGUUUUCAAUCUUGUCAGAAAUGAGUUUAUUCCACCAGUGCACUGCAGCCCUCUCAUGUGCCACAUCUGUUAAUGAUGUACAAUAGCAAGAGAAAUGAAUUUGCAUGCCUUGGAUUUUUAAUAUCUGUGAUUGUACAUAUGUUUAUGGUGUAAAUGUAACAGUGACAGUUUUUGGGAUCAAGAACUGAAACCCUGAAACAUGAGGUAAGCCUAAAUAUGUGAUUCGUCUGAUUCAUCUGCAUCAGGAUAUGUUAAAUGAGAUGAAGGCAUUAGCUUUAACUGUUAAAAAGACAUGAAUUUUU
Micropterus dolomieu (smallmouth bass) is the source of this 1689-nucleotide messenger RNA. RefSeq names its product transmembrane BAX inhibitor motif containing 4 (gene tmbim4). The record is from RefSeq and is a predicted model, not a curated record. Gene Ontology annotation, cellular component: membrane. Gene Ontology annotation, biological process: negative regulation of apoptotic process. Bases 124 to 834 code for a protein of 236 amino acids. The transcript has 7 exons. NCBI's taxonomy places the organism in Eukaryota, Metazoa, Chordata, Actinopteri, Centrarchiformes, Centrarchidae.